CAGGUUAUUGUUGUUGUUUAUGAUGAUUCCGUAAGGGUAUAAAAUGAAGGCACUCGACGUUUGUAAAAUCAAAUCGAAACAAAUCUUCGUAGUUACUACAACUUAGUAAAAAUCAACCGAUCAAACAAUAUGUUGAAAUUCAUCACAAUCGUACUCGUUUUCGGAGUCGCUGCUGCAGCACCAUCUGGAUUGUACCUGGCCGGAUCACCUGCUUCGACAAUUCACACAACUCGCUUCGCAUACGCUCCAGCUCCGAUAACGUAUGCGGAACCUGCUACUUUGACGAGAUUGGAAUCUGCUUCCAGUCCUUUAACUUACACGGCAUCUCACCAGCCAGCAGUAGCUCUAACGAAUGUGCAACCAUUAACAUAUAACUAUGCUUCAUAUCCGGUAAAAUACCAGAUUGGUUAUAAUGGACUCGGUUUUGCCUACUAAACGGCGAUAAAAACACGCAUUGCUCCUCAAAUAUUGCAUACUUCAACCAUGUAACACAGCGAAACUGAGCGACAAGUUUGGUAUAUCAAAACAAUUACUCUUGAAAGCUUUUUGUUAGUGAAUAUAAUUAUAUGCAAUAUACAGAGUAAUACGACCAUUGACCAC
This is a messenger RNA of Bradysia coprophila, 600 nucleotides long. RefSeq lists its product as uncharacterized. The record is from RefSeq and is a predicted model, not a curated record. NCBI's taxonomy places the organism in Eukaryota, Metazoa, Arthropoda, Insecta, Diptera, Sciaridae.